AACGAAGGAAGAAUGCAAACAAUUUCUAGACUUAUCCUCUUCGAGAAAGCACCGUUCUUGGUGCUCCUAGAAAUAGAAUAUUAAUCUUUACCUGCUUGGUUAGCGGUGCCAGGAACACACCAGAACUAGAAGCAAUAUCUUCCAGGAUUAAUCAGCCAGUUUGGAUCGGAAAGAAUAUUGAAGCAUGAGUGGAUGAUUUGAAAUUGAAAUUACUGCAGCAAUGGCCAAAGUAAACGGAGAAUAUUCAUUAUUUCCAAGAGAAAUGUGGAAAGGAUACUGGUUGUGUUAAUUGGGUUAUCUUUAUUCUCAACCAUUUGUCUUUUUCACAAAUCAACACUACCCGUGUCCUCAGCCUUCUCCUUCUGACUCCUUUUUGGUUUGAGUAUGGAUAAAAGUCCUCUCCAUUCAAUCCCACGAUCAGCAUAUACUCUUUUUUGGCCUAAUAUUCACUAUCAAAAAAUAGUAAUGUCUGAGUCUGUAUCCGAGUAAAAUAAGCCACAACGUUAAAAGUAAAGCCAAUACAACAAAAAUCAACCAGGUGGCGCAUCCUUCUCCAGUAUGUGCACCAAAGAGGAUAGGAGUGCAAGGAGCCAAGCUAGCAAUGCACUUCCCCUCUUUUGAACAGGGGGUGCAACCCAGUGGCCUGCAGCUUUUGAUCAAGUAUUACCAUGAAAUGAACAUAGUGCUAGAAGGAUAAAAAAUUUUAAUCGAACUUCAGAAAAGACACUAGAAAGGCAGGGAAAUAACUACUUUACCCUAGUCUUUUACCAAAGAAAAACUAGCUAAAUUUGCAGGGAAAAUACCUUCUAGUGUUACCUCCAUAAAAGUUGAAUGUUAGUUAACAAAAUGAGGAGCAUACGUACAAGACCCCUUGCCUUGUGACCAUCAGCUGCUACUAUCUAGUAGUAUCAUUUAGAUAAAUAGUUAUUAGUUGCUACAAUGUAAUUUGAAAUGAAUAAUAAAGAUUUCAUAGAAGUAUUUCAUCAGACACAUUCAAUGAUGACAACUUGUCCAAUAAAUGAAAUCAUCUUGUGAAAAUAGCCACGAUAUACGAAAUUAAAUGCAGAAUAGAUGCAACUUAGUUCCAUCCAUCUCUGUUAAUGGAAAUUAAAAGUAUAAUUGAGUAAUGGUGGAGAGAUUUACAACUUUUUCCGGAAAUUUCGAACAAAUGAAAAUCAUCCCUAAUACCAAGCAGCGUUGUUUCCAUAACAUUGUUAUUUCCAAUUUCCAUACUUAAGUUGCUGCUGAGGAAAUUACCAUCUUGGAAAAUGCAACUGCCAAUUUGUUGUGCUCAGCUAGCAAGCUCUGUAUGACAGAAUUUGGAAAGUAAAACAUGAAAUAGAGGAAUGGUUACAAACAGUCCAGAUCCAGGUCCAGGUCCAGGUCCAGGUCCAGGUCCAAUCUUUGAUCAGAAACCUUAGUGGUGGUAGACUGAUUCCCCAGUAAAGUUACCAAAAUUUGGAAAUUAUAAAUCACGUUUUACCUG
Molecule: messenger RNA, 1486 nt
Organism: Rubroshorea leprosula
Lineage: Eukaryota; Viridiplantae; Streptophyta; Magnoliopsida; Malvales; Dipterocarpaceae
Source: the annotation of a GenBank genome assembly